AUGUCGGAUUCCAAAGAAGGCAUGGAUACGCUGGAGGUAGAGCAUGUGAAUGAUAUACUUGACUACAAGAAGUCGGAGUCUCUUGACUUAGAGUGGACAGAAGACGAUGAAUCCCGAAUCAGGAUGAAAAUGGCAAGUCCCAGCAUUCACAUAACCUUUGACUGGAGGCUUGUACCUACCUUAUGGCUCUUAUAUCUCCUGUGCUUUAUUGAUCGAUCAAGCAUUGGAAAUGCUCGAAUUCAAGGACUUGAAAAGGACCUGAACACAGCAAUAAACUUUCGCUUCAAUUGGGCCCUCACAGUAUUCUAUAUCUCUUACAUUGCCAUCGAAAUUCCGUCUACCAUACUGCUUCGGAUUAUUGGAGCUAGAUACUAUCUACCAUUACUCGUCAUUGCGUUUGGAUUUAUAUCCAUGUGUAGUGCGUUUGUGACAAACUAUGGAGGGCUGGUGGCGUGCCGUUUCUUCCUUGGUAUUGCUGAGGGUGGCAUGAUGCCCGGCAUAGCAUUCUAUCUCUCCUGCUUCUAUCGUCGGCAGGAGCUUAUGUUUCGCAUUGGGAUAUUCAUCAGUGGGGCAUCACUGGCGGGUGCAUUUGGAGGUCUACUCGCUGCUGGACUCAGCUCCAUUCCUCAGUGGGGUAUUGCCAGUAUGCCCCUCUAUGGUUGGCGAAAUAUCUUCUUCUUUGAAGGCAUCAUCACAUUUCUACUCGCAGGUUUGGCGAUCCUGGUUCUACCCUCUCGUCCCGAUCAGUGUAAGUUUCUCAACAAACGGGGCAGAUAUAUUGCACUCGAACGUAUAAAUCGCGAGCAUCACGAAGAUAUCCAGGCCAAGACAACAUUUAAGGACGUCAGGGUUGGAAUAUGCAAUAUCAACAACACCAUUUACGGGCUUGGAUUCCUGUUUGCCACCAUCUCAGCACAGUCACUCUCAUUGUUCCUGCCUACCAUUUUGAAAGCCCUUGGAUGGACAGCUUUGAAGACGCAGUUCUAUAGCGUGCCUCCUUAUGCAGUGGCAUGCGUCUGGACAUUCACGGUCUCCUGGCUCAGCGACCGCUAUAACCGCCGUGGCAUAUUCGCUGCAUUAAAUGCAGCAAUUUCGAUGACAGGCUAUUGUAUUGUCGUUACCGCAAAGACUGACACGAUCAGAUAUCUUGGGGUCUUUUUUGCUGCCAGUGGAUCCUUUCCCAAUGGGCCUGGUUUCCUCUCUUGGGGCCUCAAUAAUGCAGCUGGGCCGGCCAUUCGCGCUGUAACAUCUGGCUAUAUUGUGGCCGUCGGAAAUCUCGGUGCACUUGUUGCAACGUGGACGUAUCUGCCGACCGAUGGGCCGAAAUACUCUCGGGGCCACUAUGUGAAUGUUGCUGCGGAGGUCAUGGUACUUCUGCUGGCGCUCUUGGGAAUUGCGUACGCGAGAUGGGAAAACAAGAAGAGAGACAGCGGCGCCCGAGACCAUCGUCUUUCUGGUUUGACAGAUGAGGAGAUUCAAGGUUUGGGGUAUAAACAUCCUUCUUUUAGGUAUAUUUCUUGA
This is a messenger RNA of Venustampulla echinocandica, 1521 nucleotides long. Its product is annotated as MFS general substrate transporter. Gene Ontology annotation, biological process: transmembrane transport. The transcript is spliced from 5 exons. The record is from RefSeq and is a predicted model, not a curated record. NCBI's taxonomy places the organism in Eukaryota, Fungi, Ascomycota, Leotiomycetes, Helotiales, Pleuroascaceae. Bases 1 to 1521 code for a protein of 506 amino acids. Gene Ontology annotation, cellular component: membrane. Gene Ontology annotation, molecular function: transmembrane transporter activity.